This is a messenger RNA of Ectocarpus siliculosus, 1318 nucleotides long. The record is from the annotation of a GenBank genome assembly. NCBI's taxonomy places the organism in Eukaryota, Phaeophyceae, Ectocarpales, Ectocarpaceae.
AUGGCAGAGAUGGAAGAAAUGUUUACUGACAGCACCAAGGACAACGACAGCACCCUCGGUGCCAACGACCCCGAGCUUGAGCUGCAGCGUUGGCAGCAGUGGCGAAACGUCGACCUCGCCCGUACCGUGGCCCCGCCGACGGGGAGCUCGACUCAACCAAUCGAAAUCGACUGCGCGGGCACCGCGGACAACAACACGGCGCUUGCCGGGGGGGGGGAGGAAGAGCGAACUGCGGGCGGUCCGGAAGGCGAUGCUCCUGUGGCGGCGACGGAGGGAGAAACACUUUGGGGGCAUGCUGUCCACGAGCACGAGCUUUCUGCCGGCGACCAGGUCUACGUGUACCGCGGGGUCAUCCAGCACCACGGGAUCGUGACGCACGUGCCGGUCCCCGGACGAGCGGGAGGCGUGCGGGUCGUGCACUUCGACUCCAACUGCGACGGCGUGGAAUCGACAAGCCUGGAGACGUUCCUGAACGGCGGCACCUUGAGAAGAGCCACGUACGGCGCAAGCGCGUGGUCGACCGGCCUCGACUACGGGGCGAGCUACGGCUGCGCCACGGACGAUCCUGCGCUUAUCGUGACCCGCGCCACGGAGGCGGCCAAGUUUGGCGAGGGUGCCAGCGGGUGGAGCGGGUACAACCUGUGCACGAACAACUGCGAGACGUUCGCGUACUGGUGCAGCACAGGGCGGCGACAGGUGCUCUCUCGCCAGGCGGCCCGGGGCCUCGUGGGGGCCGGCGUCGUGGCCGCGGGCGCGUCCGCCGUCGUGUCUGCCGGAGGAUUCGCCUCUGCGGGAGCCGCCGCCACAGUGCUCGUCCCCCGCGGCGUGCGCGGGGUCCAGCGGGGCGUGAAGGCGAUAGAGUGGGCGACGGGGGUGGCGGUCGUAGCCGUGGCGGCCGCGGACGUGGUGUCCACCCUCGUGACCAGGGCUCCCGUCGAGCGCAACCUCAACCUUCGGAGCGGUUCCACGGUUGCGAUCCUUACAGACAGCUGUAUGCAUCUGGUUGGGCGCUUGGGGUGCGGAAGGAGGGGGGCACGUCCUUUUCUUUAGUUGUCUUUGCCGUCGUCUGUUGCCGGAGGUAUUUUUUUUUGUCUCAUGUAUGUAUCUUGUGGAUAAUUGUUAGCUGAUUUUUCUGCGUUUCGGCCGCUCGGGCGAUAUAUUGUAGCGCGUUUGGCACUUUGGCAAUGAACUUCGGGUCUGUUCUGCUCUGUACAUACACCUAGCCGCGAUUCCUGCCCUUUGGGGGGAUGGGUGCACGUCAAAAGGUUAAGGUUUGACUUUACCACCCGGGUGCGAUCUCUGGGAGCAACUUUUGACC